Hemibagrus wyckioides is the source of this 6078-nucleotide messenger RNA. RefSeq names its product GRB2-associated binding protein 2 (gene gab2). Lineage: Eukaryota; Metazoa; Chordata; Actinopteri; Siluriformes; Bagridae. The transcript has 10 exons. The record is from RefSeq and is a predicted model, not a curated record. The coding region runs from base 479 to 2497 and encodes 672 amino acids.
AUGAAGUGUCUCGAGGAGUGAUUUCACAGCAAGGCGUCUGUGUGUAGUCAGGACCUGGAGGCUGAGUGUUGUUACACCCACAGACACUCCGUUGUGUUGUGAGCGGGCGUGGUGUGGACGAUAAAGACGCACCGUAACCACACAGCGCGAGACUACUUCCUACACCAGACUAGGAGCCUGACUGUUACUCCUCCUCAUUCAGAGGGAUCACAACUGGUUUGUUUUGUUUUUUUUCCCCCUCCUGUGUUUGGUGUCGGACAGCGCGCGUCUCCGAGCUCUCUGGACAAACUGCGCGCGCUCUCGCGUCACUCAAUGGGCCGGCGGAGUGCGUCGGUGUGCGCGCUCUUCUGCAUUCUCCCUAAAUGGACCUGCAUCAUCAUCUGAUCACACGAGUGUGUGUGUCUGAGUGACUGCUGUUGUGGUCAGGCUUGUUUGGGAGACAGACAGACAGAGAGAGUGAGAGAGAAAGAAAAAAAAAAUGAGCGGCGGAGAAAUCAUCUGCCAGGGCUGGCUGAGAAAAUCUCCACCGGAGAAAAAACUUCGAAGAUACGCCUGGAAGAAGCGCUGGUUUAUCCUACGCAGUGGGCGCAUGAGUGGAGACCCAGAUGUUCUGGAGUACUACAAAAAUGACCAUGCCAAAAAGCCCAUACGCAUCAUUGAUCUACACUGCUGUGAGCAGGUCGACGCAGGACUCACUUUCAAGCGUAAAGAGUUCCAGGACAGUUUUGUAUUUGAUAUCAAAACAGCCGAACGAACCUUCUACCUAGUGGCAGAGACGGAAGACGAGAUGAACCGCUGGGUUCGUUCCAUCUGCCAGCUAUGCGGAUUCAAUCAGUCUGAAGACAACCACGAUGACAGGCCAUCCACUACCCACAUGCAUCGCUCCAUGGCUGGUGACCUCAGCAGUACUCUGUUCUCUGGCUCCUCAGGUGAACGCAAGACGACUGUGCCAUCACACUCUAGCCAACCAAUGCUGUUCACCUUUGACAUGCCAAUACGCCACUCCCAUGCCCCCCUGUCCAACAGCGCCCCCCAGGACUACCUCCUUCUUCACCAGUGCAUGAGCCGGAAGAGCGAGAGCACCCGGAGUGCCAGUUUCUCGCAGGCGCAGCGUGGCAGUCUGUUGUUGGGCAGUGACUCAGCAAUGCAGCGUCUUGCUCAUGGAGUUUCACAGUGUCUGAACGGGACGGGUUCUCAGCUGCAUGGCUCCUACAGCCUCCCCAAAUCCAACAAACACCAACAGCUUGGGGUACGUGCAGAUUCACCCUGCUAUGUGCUGCCCCGAGCCCACAGUGCCGAAGAGCCUUCUGACCUGGAAUCUGAUGAAAUUUACACCUAUAAGACACCCAGUAAUGCCCUCGCCACUGUGCAACUCAACGACCACCGCCCUCCUGACAACUACGAUCUGCCUGGCACACCCGGCUCUAUCUAUCAGAUACCUCGCACAUUCGAUAGGAACCACAACGCUCUGACACCCAACAGUGCAGAUUCAACGGGUGGCCCCCCACCCCCCAGACCACCAAAACCCAGCCUGAACUCAGAAACACGCUGGGGAAGCCCUCAGUCCCUCGGACAGAAUGGAGACAUGGCUAAUGUGUCUGUCAUCCCAAGGAGGAACACUCUUCCAGCUGUGGAGAACAUCAAGCUUCACAGAGGAUCCUCGUUUGAGACCAGCAAUCAGCGUCCACACUAUUUCAAUAACUCUGGUCAAUCAGUAGAAUCUGUCAAUGAUGGCUUCAGUUCCUACAUGAGAGAAAAAACUCCACUUACCCGCUCAGACAGUGGAAAUUCUGAAGACAACUACGUGCCUAUGAACCCUGGCUCCUCCACCUCCCCUCUCAAUGCUGCCCUGGCUGACAGCCCCAAGAACAACUACAUUCCCAUGAGUCCUGGUCCACACCACUUUGACUUUCCAGGAUUCUCCGCCACUCUUCCAGCCAGGAAAGGCAGUACAGCAUCAAUGUGCUACCGACCAGGCCGUGUGAGUGACGUCACACCUCCACCAAUCAACCGCAACCUUAAGCCCAACAGAAAAGUAAAGCCAUCACCUCUGGACCUGAGGAACAAUGGCAUCAUUGAUGAGCUUCCUUUUAAGAGCCCUGUGACCUUGUCUUGGAGCAGACCUGUGCCUGUUUUGAACUCCAUCUCCUCCCAGCACUGUCGACCCAUCUCCACUCAGAGCAUCACCAGCACUGAUUCUGCAGACAGUGAGGAAAAUUAUGUGGCAAUGCAAAACCCAGCAUCUACCUCGCCAGUGGUGAGUGGUACCAGCAGCCCUGCCUCUAGGAAAGGUGGUAACGUCGACUACUUGGCUCUGGAUUUCCAGUCUGGAUCCCCUGGUCCACACAGAAAGCCUUCCACGUCUUCCGCAACAUCAGAUGAAAAGGUUGACUAUGUCCAGGUGGACAAGGAGAAGACGCAGGCCCUUCAGAACACCAUGCAGGAGUGGACGGACAACCGGCAGUCCAGUGAGCCGGCCAAAGGCAUUAAAUCCUGACAGUGCGCUAACAUAAUUAUUCUGACAGCAAGAUGAAAAACACAAUGCACGUGGGCCUCCUUAUCACUUCAUUUUCCACCAGACUCAUGUGCCAUGACAUUUCUUCCUUCAACAAAAUACCAGAUUCAGCCGGAUUUUAAGCGAUGCUAUAACAUGGAACCCAAAGCCAUAACACACCCUUGGUCUUAUGAGGGGAAAAAAAUAGCCAUUAAUCAUCAAGGAACUGCCUUGCCUGAUAACUAUGGACAAAGAUUAACCACAUUAUUUUUUAUAAAUUGCUGUAUCAUGAUCAUCGGUAUAUGAUACAUCAAAAAAUGUGCUGAAAAAGAAUGCCUUGUGUCUUAUAAAUUGUUUGAUUAAAAUAUUUCCCUUGUGUACAAAUGCCUCAGACGAAUCAGGGCAAACCCAGAGGUAUAAUUGCUAUAACUGUUAGAAUAGCCUUUGAAUACUGGCUGUAAUAGUUCCUUAACCUCUGCUAUGUAACUAGAGUUCAUAGUUGUCAUCAACUAGAGAGGUGUGAAGGAAUUUUUUAUAUACAUUUUCCCAAAAUAUAAGCAAACUAGUCUAAUUAAACUACUGCAACCUUGACCAGGCAGUUACUAAUUCAGCAAGCAUCAUACCUGACUGCUCACUCUUGCCCACCCAAAAAUAAGAAACAAAAUGAAACACGCUGCAUUAUCUGUUCAUUGCAAAUAAGGUUCACAUGCUCGGUUACAUCCCCCUGACAAACUGAUUAUAUAUCAAGUGAUCUUUUCAAAGCAUAUACUGUAUAUUGUAGGUUAAUACUCUUCACUCUGAUGUAAUUAUAAGAAACCUGCAAACAAACAUCUGACAUUUGAGGACAGUCACUAAAAUACCUUAAAACUAAUUUUAUAUUGGAGAAUGAAAAAGAUCCAUGAAAAGAAAAGCAUGCAUUCACUACUUCAACAACAUAGAUUUGUAGAAACCAUCACAGGUUUGUGGGAAAAACAAUUUACAAGACACAGGCUGCAUGUAGAUCUGUGAAUAUUGAAACACAUUCGAGAUGUCUUACUGAUUAUUGAGGAUGCACACAUUUAUCAAUACCACUAAUCUCUCUCUGUAACCUUGUAAGCCGAUGGCUCAUAUUUGAAAGAAAAUACCAAAGUCUGCACCUCAGACUGUGCAGUUGCAGCAUGAGUUGCAUGCAGUUGCCUCUUUAUUUGGGAGUGCAGUACAGGCCACAGAUAUCAUUGAUUGGUGGAAAGUUAUCUCUAGUGCAGUGUUAUCAAUACUAACAAAUGAGCACUGCAUGAAAUUUAAAUAACCGUGUUCUUUUCAGAGUCGAGUGAGCUUACGGUAACGGCUUUCCAGUCAAACUGAACUGCAGUCUAUCGAUUCUGGGAAAACAGAAGCCUGAUUAACAUUAACAUCAGUGGCUGAGCAAACAUGAGACUCAGCAGAAAAAAAAAAUGGCAAAACUUACUGGUGUGUGGUGUAAAGAACAAGCUUUUCAAUUUAUGAAACUAUAUUCAACCUAUGUAGCUGAGAUGUGCAUUGAGAGAUCUACCCAUGCAGAUUUAGCUUAGCUGUGCAUGUUCGGUCAGGAAAACGAUGAAAACACAUCGCGCAUUCUCUCUGUAGAGACUUAGCAAUAAAUUGAACUCGCUUGUCCGUGUUGCAAGUGGACAAAAUUAUUCUUUGGUUUUCAAUUAUGUAUCAGAGAAGAUAUAGAAAAGAUACAGUAAAUAUUGAAGUGGUUCUCAAGGUCAUAAUGGCUUUAGAUGUGUAUAUUUUCCUCCUGGAUUCAUGGCCAUAUUUAUUACACGGUGCAAAUGUGUGCCAGCAGAAGUGCCACACUAGCCUGUGUAUUCUUCAGAGGUUUAAAAUACACACAAACACACACACACACACACACACACACAAUUAUUAAAGAAGUGUUUUUAUUUGCAUAGAAUCAUAGAAUACAUCUCUGGUAUUUCUCGUCUGCACGAUGGCAGCAGUGGACCAACACUAAAGCAUUACUGACCUACUUGUCAUUCCAGUCAAUCACUUUGGUGCAGCUUCAUGUAAACUCGGUGAACUCCAGAUUAAUAUGAGGUCACGACUGUGCGUAAGUGUUACAUUACUGUGAAACGUUAAACAGACAAGUAUUUUAAACUGAACCAGGUGAAUUAGUUACAGCUGUACUGUGUCUUGUAAAUGAUGAAUUGGAAUUCACUGCAGUAAUGAAGAGUGUUACAUUUUUAAAGAGCAGAAAGCAGUUCCAAUGAAUCAUUUCUCUUUUACUGUUAAACGCUUUAACUUUCUGUGUAAGAAAAAAAAAAAAAAAACCUUUACAUGCAGUUUCUAUUUAAAACCACUGUCAAUAAAAAGCUUUUAGAUUUCGCAGGUGAUGAAGGAAAUGAUUACAAUCACAUAAUGUGUAGAGUUCACUUCAGAUUAUCAGGAAAAAAAAAAUCUUUCAGAUAGAAGGUUUCCUGAGUGGUUCUGCUUGUGAACUUCUGUUGUAAGCUACUUGUUUUUUGUUGUUUUUGUUUUUUGUUUUUAGCAAGGGCUUUGCAUAUUAACACACUGUAUUAGAGUUCUAUACAGAAUGUUCAAGAGCUACUCUUCCAGGCAAUUUUGUUUUUCUAAAAGUGCAAGGUCUCACAAAUGAUAAAUUUACAUGCCAUUUUAAGAUGUCACAAGACAUUAAGAUGAGAUGUUUAUGCCAAUUUAAAAGAACUAUGCCAGUCCUAUUGGAAAUCGAAUUAGAUAGAAAUAAUCUUUGCUUUCCAUCAAAGCUAUUUCUUAUUUAUUAUUAAAUAAAUACUCCAUUCAGUGCUCUUUAAUCCAGGUCCUCCUUUUUACUUUGAUUUGAGAUUAGAGCGUUUAGUCAGCACGGAUUAUGGGGCUACCUUUUUGUAUCACUGAUAUUGGAAAGCUUUAGAGAUGUAUUUUCUGGGGUAAUGGUGCACUGGCAUUGCAUUUCAGCAUUCUGUGAUUCUGCUGAAAGGCUGCGAGACUGAAAUCAGUUAAUCCCCAUGCCUUUGUCUGUGCUAAAAGUGAAAUGUUUAAUGUGCUGUCCUGGGAGAGCAUGUGUAAGUGAACUGAAUAUCUUUGUUGUGUUGUGUGUAUGUGUGUGUGUGUGUGUAUGCUGUAGUGUGAUGGAUGACUUGCUCUCUGAGCACGAUAGAAAAAAAAAUUGUCCAUCUUUUCUUUUUACUGAGUUUCUUGAAUAAUGUACACUUUGUUUUAUUUCUACUAUUACUGUAAAGCCUUUAUAUACAAUUUGCUUGUGAAUUAAUUUAUUAAUUUAUUAUGUGUGUGUUCACAGGAAGAAAAACUUGUAAGAAUGACAGUUUGUGGCUCUACUAACAUUAAUUUAUGCUACGCAUCUUGAUCUUUGUGAAGCAAUAUGCCAAGUAAAGCCAGUAAAAUGGUCUAAUGUGGUACUUUUGGGAUACAGAAAAAAAAAUAACAUUGUUAUUCCAUGAUAAUAUAUCCUCAGAAUGUCGACCAAAAUAAACUGCAGUGCAAACAUAAGCUUUCAGAUAUUGUCUUGUGAAGGUAAAUAUGAUGAUCUCUGUUAAUUGCAGAUGAUGUUAGCUGGGCUACAUGUGAAUCUGAAUUAAAAGGAA